UCCAAAAGUCAGCUAUUAUUGGCCCACGCUCAUUGGUCCAUAAAACGUCGACAUUAUGUUGUUCAUGUAGACAUGUCUUAAAGUCAAAAAGUACUGUAAAAAAUAGACUGUUUUAUAAACAAAGCUACGGAUCCGAUCAUAUUCAUUCAGAUGUGCGUCUGUGCAAUAUUUUUUUUCUAUCAUAGAUUAUUAUCCGAAUUGUCGUUCAUCAAUUAUAAAAACAUUAUCUAUUAAAAGAAGAAACAACAGUAGUUCUAUCUGAGCUCAGGACAAACAUAAAAAUUCAAGUUAAGUAUAUAUAAAUAUUUAUUUUAAUCUUGGAUCACAACCUAACCUAAAUCUCGUUUAUGAUUAAUACUAUUAUUUUCACUUAUAUUUAUUAAUUUACAACCGUUGAAUCAAUAUGAACAAAAUCCAAGUAAUAAUGAAAAUCAUGGGCCAAAUUGCUGCACUCGUUUUUCUCUUUAUAUUUUAGUAAAACUAAUAACUGGGUAUUUUUAUGUUCAAAGGUUGUCGUCCAAUGAUUAGGAUCAAACUCAAUGAAAUAUUAUUAAUACUGAGAGAUAAUCGAAAUAAUCUUGAUGUAGAAAGUCAUGCCAAGUUUGAGUUCCAGCAGUGUCAAACAGUUCGAGAUUUACAAAUACUAAACGAAAGUUUACUUGACUCGAAUGAUCGUCAAAAACAAUUUGAUACUAAAAUUGCUAAUUUAGGAGGUAAAAGUCUUCAGAAAUCCGUUGCACAUGCUAUGAUCACUGUUAUGACUGAUAAUGUUGGUGCAGAGGUAACAUGGGCAGGUCUCAAAAAAGAUACAGUGGCUAUUUCAAAGCUUAAAAUUGGAGAGCUUAUAAUAAGUGGUAUUAUGUUAAAUAAACCACAAGCAAGCGAAAAUAACGUUCAAGAGCAUAUGAAGGAUUGGAUACGUCGGUCAAGUCAACGUGUUGCAGCAGCAAAAAAACGACUUGAAAACAAGAACAAUCCCACCAAUUUAGUUCGUGAUUAAAACAAGUCAAACUACUGAGUAAGGAUUCUAAGUCAAUUUUUUGGUUGUGAAUAAUCCAAAGUGAAAAAUUAAAAAUAAGCGAUAAGAGAAAAAAAGUACUUCUUAAAAAAUAAAUUUAUUACUAAAUUAAAAUGUUAAUACAUAAGGAAAAAAAGCAAAGCCAUAUUAUUAAGAAUAUUAUU
Aphidius gifuensis is the source of this 1182-nucleotide messenger RNA. RefSeq lists its product as uncharacterized. Bases 500 to 1000 code for a protein of 166 amino acids. The record is from RefSeq and is a predicted model, not a curated record. Lineage: Eukaryota; Metazoa; Arthropoda; Insecta; Hymenoptera; Braconidae. The transcript has 3 exons.